UUACAAGGGAAUUGGCGGAGGACAGUAAGUGAAGUCUAAUUCCGCAACAAGAUCGCUUCUUUCUCCAUUCAUAUUCAUAAACACACCUAAUGACUCAUGCCCACCGAUUUCUAUGCAAGAACGGCGUCGUAUCACCUGCACCUGACAUUCCUCCAGUUGCAGCUUUCCUCGAAGCUCAACCAGGUGCAUACACAACCACUCGCACCCACAGCAAUGUCUCGCAGCUCUUAUUCUGGGAAAGGCAUCUAAGUAGGAUAUCCAAUUCCUUCAAAUUGUUGUUGCGAGAAAAGCCUGAUUUAUUACUCCAAAACCCCAUAAAUGAUACUACUACAUUUUGGGAAUUGUCGACCCGUUCAGCGAUGUGGGACUCGGUGAUUAGGUCUCUAGUUCGUGAUUCCAUGAGAAAGGUGAUGCCUUUAGCUCUCAUGGGGAGGAAUUUGGGGGAGGAAUUGGCGAUUACUGUGCUUCUGAGUGGAAAUGGGAGGAUUUUGGAUUUAUGUGGAGGUAGGUUUGAUGAAGGACGGAUUUCUGAGGUGUUGGAUGUGUAUUUACACGUAAGCGGCUACAUUCCGGCUGCUUUUGGGUCUAGAGAGUGUGCAAAUCGCUUGGCACUCGUGGGCCGUGGAAGGGAUUUUGCGAAUGCAAAGUAUGCUGAUUGGGUCAGGUACUCUUUUGGGCUGAGGAAGAGCUUGGAGAGGUUGAGGCCACCUUCCGUUACUGAGCUUUUGUUAUCAAAUGAUGGUGAACGAAUACUGGAAGGCUGUCUGACGAACUUUUUCAUUAUUAGCUUGAAGGAGAAAGAUGAAGAUGCUAGUCAUGCUGAACAGAGUGAAUUACAAAGCUGGAGUGGUAUAGAAGUUCAGACUGCUCCCUUGAGUGACGGUGUUCUUCCUGGAGUUGUGCGCCAAGUAAUUAGAGACAUAUGUUUAAGUAAUGGAAUUCCUUUUCAAGAAGUUUCACCAUCAUGGUCGAAGCGCGACUUGUGGUUGGAAGCGUUUGUCACAAAUGGUCUUAGGAUUAUACAGCCUGUAGAGACAAUCCAAGCUCCGUGUGCUUGGGAAUCCAUUGAAUCAAGUAGUUGGAAGGAGAUACAAUGGGUGGAGAAAAGAUUUCAGAACAGACCUGGGAUGAUCACAUCAAUGUUACAGAAGGAGAUUUUGGAGAGAGCCAGUGUUGAGUCAUAUCCCAUUGCUUCGUUUUGGGAAGGAUGGCCCAUUGUGUGACCUCCAUUGAGCCCGUUGAUGAAGCAAUCAUAUUAAUGCCAUAAUCCGCAUUCAAGACAAAGUUGUUGUUGUCUAAGGAACAGGUUCUUCAUGACCCUAAAAUAGAAAGUGUUCAUUUGUUUAAAGCUCUCUUCUACAGGUGGUGAAGAAACUUACUAUGUGAGUUUUGUAGGACAAAAGCACAUUGAACAACUUCACACAUUCAUAGGCAAUGCUCACUUUAGUUCCUUUGUAAGCUUGCUUCGUUUCGUUAAUGUGAGUUUGGUUCCUUGUCAUCGGAUAUAGGUUGCACGUUUCCCUGUUUCUUGGCAAAACCGGACACACUUGUGUGCACUCUAUAAGGGCAGAGGCAUCUAAAGAAUGCAUCGGAGAAGGUGUGUUUGGAGUUCUCUCUUUUACCAUCAAGAGAAGAGGCUAUUCGAUUUGUAAGAUUAUAUCUAGGGAUUCCCUAAAUAUGUAUUAUGUUUAGAUCAUGACAUUGAAUCUCACAAUUAAUUCUAGAUGGAUAAUCAUAUGAUAAUUAGUCAUAGCCACUCCACUACAAUUAAAAUAAUCUCACACUCAAUCAUAAAUCAUAGAUGGAUUAUCAUGUA
Molecule: messenger RNA, 1816 nt
Organism: Salvia hispanica
Lineage: Eukaryota; Viridiplantae; Streptophyta; Magnoliopsida; Lamiales; Lamiaceae
Product: D-aminoacid aminotransferase-like PLP-dependent enzymes superfamily protein
Molecular function (GO): catalytic activity
Source: RefSeq, a predicted model, not a curated record